Messenger RNA from Colletotrichum graminicola M1.001, 1713 nucleotides. Its product is annotated as GMC oxidoreductase. The record is from RefSeq and is a predicted model, not a curated record. Gene Ontology annotation, molecular function: flavin adenine dinucleotide binding; oxidoreductase activity, acting on CH-OH group of donors. Lineage: Eukaryota; Fungi; Ascomycota; Sordariomycetes; Glomerellales; Glomerellaceae. The coding region runs from base 1 to 1713 and encodes 570 amino acids. The transcript is spliced from 4 exons.
AUGAUCAUUUGGGAUUAUAUUGUGGUAGGAGGUGGCAUAGCCGGUUCUGUUAUCUCGAAUAGACUGCACGAGAAGAACCCGCAUCUUCGAAUUCUCCUAAUCGAAGCCGGCCCUGACACCCACCGUCUUGCGAACAUCGACUUGCUCGACAAUGACGCCGAGGUCAUUCACAACCACACUUGGGACUUUCAUUCGACUCCACAGGUGAAUCUUAACGAUCGAAAGAUAGCUACCCCGCAGGGUAAGGGAUUAGGUGGCGGCACUGCCAUAAACGGAGCUGCUUGGGUCCGUGGAAACAGAGUAGACUACGAUAUCUGGGCCGACACAGUAGCUGACCCAAGAUGGAGUUACGAAGGGCAACUGCCCUACAUGCGGAAGACAGAAACACAUUUCGAUAACUUGACCAACCCAUCAUCCCAUGGUCACGAAGGCCGCGUAAAGAUACAAUCGCCAGCAGCUAUGGGCCGAACCUUUCCGCUACGCGAGCCCGUGAUUGAAUCUUGGGAAGAGAUUGGCAUCGCCACUCUUCCUCAGCUUGACGGCAAUGCUGGGAACAACCUCGGUGUUGCCAACAUGCAGGAAAGUAGAAAUAAAGGAAAACGUCAGCCCGCAUCUCUCAUAUACUCUCAGAAGGGUGUCACUGUCCUGACCGAUACCCUUGUUGCCAGGGUAUUGCUGGAGAAGCGCGCCAAGGGCAAAUCUCCAUUGAUUUCCCGCGGAGUCCAGCUUUCCAACGGCACCACACUCCUUGGCCGGGAGACAAUCUUGACGGCUGGUGCCUAUCGCACGCCGCAGAUAUUGAUGCUUUCAGGAAUUGGCCCGGCCGACGUAUUGGAGAAGUUUGGCAUCCCCGUUCUCUUGGAUCAGCCAUCUGUUGGUCGAAAUCUCCACGACCACAUCCUUCUUCCCACCUCUUGGAGCGUGAAGAACCCAUCCGCAGGCUACUCUAAAGAAACGGGUAACCCUCUUUUUCAUCAGCCUCAGUAUAAACUCGGGGGCUUUAUUGACUUGAUAACCGUCACGCCUGUUCCGAAAAAUGGCUUGGCUGACGCCAUAGCCAUGGAUGAAGGAUCGGCCCCAGACCCGAAAACACACCCAUUGCUCAAGCAAGAUAGAGCCCAUUCAUCAUUUCAAGUUCAAUGCGGAGGCGUCUCCGCAGACGGAUCGUCUAUCAUGCUGGUAGCCAUCGUGCUUAUCAGCUCUGCUCGAGGCUCUGUCAUCAUUCAAUCCGCCGACAUUAAGGAUGCGCCAAUUAUCGGUCAUCGAUAUCUGAGCACAAAUGUCGACCGCUACGUCGCCCGAGAAACUAUAAAACGAGGGAUUAGACUAAUGUCAUCUAAUGAUACCGUUAUUGGCCGAGAUGUUGUGGCUGGCGAGAGUUCAUCUUCCCCUCUGAGCAUCAACUCUACAGAUGAGGAGAUUGACGCCCGGAUUCGCGAGAUGGCCGGGAGUUGUCAUCAUCCGUCCGGUACAGCCGCCAUGGGUACUGUUGUAGACACCGACCUGCGCGUGAUUGGUGUGUCAGGCCUCCGCGUGGCUGACGCUUCGGUUUUCCCCAUUUCCGUCUCGGCCAAUAUUCAAGUGGCAGUUUACGCACUAGCAGAACAGGCAGCUGAGAUGAUGUUCUCGAAUCAUCAAAGUUGGGACUGGGUGUACAUCUGUGUUACGAUCAUGAAGAUUGCAGGAUAUUCCGAGGACUACUGUAUUCUCUGA